AUGAGAGGAAAGAGGAGCCAUCAGAAGAGCAGUGGAGCAGCUCUGGAGACUCUCAUGGAGGAUAUGGAUUUCGAUGAAAACUCUCCUCCGGUUCCACUGAAGGAUCCUGAAACGGCUAUCACUGAAAAUGGGUCUGCUUCGGUGGUCCACAAGAAGACGACAAAUAGAAGAGCGGGUCCGAAGAAAAUUAUUCCUGAACUAGAUGUCGAAGCCACAGAGAAGAACGUUGUAAACGAGAAGCUCGAAUAUUUCCUGAGCGAAUACGAACCCUUGUUAGAGAAGGCCUGUAAAAAUGAGAAGGGACAGAAAGCGCUCAUCAAGCGCCUAUGGACUGAUCACGAUGAAGUUGUGGAGCGAUGCAGUGUCAACAGUUUACGACAUGCUUUGUGGGAGCCAUCAUUUCUCAAUUGUACAGAAGGUGUGAAGUUCUGCGCUUAUGCUUUAAGAAAAAUCGGGUUCCGAUCAGCCUUCCUACUGAUGAAAAAAAUGGUCGUCGGUGGUGCCUCUAGCACAACGUGUAAUCACCUUGGUCAAGUCAUCUACAACGCCUGGCGUAUGGCAGUCAAAGAAGAGAAUGAGGAUAUGAUGAAACAAAUCGAAGCUGAAAUGAUCACCGGUACCAUCCACGAUGCCAUCUUAUUGCCUUUUAAUCUCUCUAGCAAAUUCAUACAUAUCCUCUCGUCUUUUUCUGUGGAGAACGCUGAUAAGGCAAAAAUGGAGGGCAUGCUUGUUAGAUGUUUCGAGUCAACGCUUUGGAUUGGCUUAGAAUCUUGUCAUGACCAAGUGCGCUACGCAGCGUCGACCAUUCUGCUUGGAUUCUAUCCUUUGAUGGACGACGACGACUUUAAACGGGAAGAGUGCCUGUAUAAACAGAAUAACAUUAUGCUGAGUAUGCUAAAAGAUGAGUGCACAGCAAUAAGAAUGGUGGCUGCUAAAAAGAUAUUGAAAAUCUUGAGUAUGUACUGGAAUUUCGUUCCCCGCGACUUUGUCAAGCAGUAUAUGACAAUAAUCGUGGACACGUUGUCGCGUGAUUCUGUUGUCGGUGUAAGACUAGCUGUAUACGAGGGAAUGCGUUAUCUCAUAGGUGUUCCCGCUUGCUUAAACGCUGCUGAACAUGCUCUCAAGUGUAUAGCGCUCAAUGGUAUCAAUGACAAAAAUGAACGAGUUAGAUUCGCAGCUUUCGAAAUGCUGAAAAUGCUCAAAGGUCAUCGGUAUAUAAGGUUUUUCGAUGUGGUACCGAUGGAAGAGGUUCUCGCACGUUUGCAAGUUGAAACUUCGGAAAGCGUGCGCCGUGAGAUCGUUCCUCUAAUCUUUAAGUCAUUCUUCCCCGAUCGGGAAAGAGCAGAUCAAAGUGAGAAGAUGCGGCGUAUAGCAUUUUUAAUCAAGCAUGGUCGAAUCUGCGCACUCACCUUCCAUCGACUGGUGUUCCCACUAGGUCUUGUUACGGUUAAAGAAGCUGUGGAACAUAUUCUGUUCAUGACGAUUGUUGUCUAUCGCAGCUUCUCGAAAGGCAUGUCAGCGGACGCUACGAUGGAUGGAUCAAUGCGAAUAGACGACACGAUUGUCACCCUGAGUGGGCCGAGUCAAGAUAUCCCCAUGCCAGACGAAGACAACCAGGUGUGGAAACGAAAUCAGGUUUUUUUGGAAUGCGUUGUUGUGAUGUGGAUGAGCAUGAGGAAGGCGCUUAUGGAGACAAAGCAUUCUGCUGAAAAGCAGAAGCUCGACAACUUGGAAACUAAGGUGUUCAAGAAGUUGUUCCAGUGCUUUAGAAACACUUCGCUUAUUGGAACCACGAUGUUAAUUGGGAGCAUGCUGCCACCAUCAUCAAUGGACAGUAUCACCCAGUCAGUGCUAUCAUUACUUAAUGAGAAAGUCGUGGAUGAAUGUGUUAUGGAGCCAUACUUGGAAGCAACAGCGCAAUGGCGGAUAGAACACCUCUUUGAAAUCAUAAAUUCAGGGUUGAAUUUGUUGCAAACCGAGAUAAGCGGGCCUACUUGUUCACCUCCAGGCAAGAAAAGGAAGUCGCCGGACCUACCUCCUGUGGAUCGUCUGCGGAAAGCACUACGCUAUUUAAGAUAUUUGCUCAGAAGUUAUACUACGAAUCAAAUGAUAACCUGUAAUCAUCUUUAUCAACUAGAAAAGUUCUAUAAGAAAUUGUCCAUGAUUCGACAUUUCGUAGAUAUCAGAUUGGGAAAUGAAGUAAUAGAUGUUGGUGUUCCGGAUAGUCUCAUUGUCGAGACCUUCGAGAUGAAACAGACCUUGGCGGCUGUUCUUAUAAACUGCAAGGACCGCGGUGAAGAUGAUACAGAUCACACGGCUAGAUUUAUGAAUGACAUGUGUGACGAGUUAGAAUGGUUUGAAGCAGAAGUGAUAUCGAAUAUGGGUAAUGUUACUUCUGAUGAUGUCAUCCCAUUUUUGGUUCAGCUUAGCGAGACUAUUCUUCGAAAUAUUGGUUUCACCAUGGCCGCUUGGGACUUCUCACAGGCAGUGAAACCCUCAGUAUCAGACUCAUGUGUGGAGGAGGAAGUGAGCCAAAGAAUGCGCGAUUACCCGGAAAUAGCUAGCAGGUUAGUUGUGUCCUUCUGUAGCAGCAGCACUCCAGGCUUGUUACUCCCUGCAGUCCUGAAUGCAGCGCGGAGGCUUCUGGACAUUGAGUUCAUCAGUUCGUCACCGUUACUGCCUGUGCUGGAUUUUAUACCGAAGUGGAUAAUUAAGUGUACUAAACAAGACGACCAGUUGGAUGAGAAAGCAACCGCAGACGCCUAUUUAUCAUUAUGGAAGGCAUUCCUGGAACGCAGUGAGUAUACCGAAACAAUGUUGGACAAGUCGAUAAAUGUUUGUGCUGUUCUACUUCUCAAUUACCUCACUCAGUCCAAUGAAGACGCACGGGACGUACCUGAUCCACGUUUACAUGACUACGAAGUUACAUUACCAAUAUCAAUCAUUCUUCAUAAAGUUAUAUUCAAACACAAAUUGUUAAUAACAAAAUUUAUGGAGAGAGUCGGUGGACUGUCCUGUAGUGAUCUGCUGUUUUCUGAUGACUUAGACGGAGAUACAUGUCUGCUGCGAUUAGGAAGUUGCGCUCAGCUGGCGCUGCUGUGUGACCUGACCGCACACGGAGUUCGCAGGGUUGGAAGCAGUACAUCAACGGUUCAUCGAACCAGCCAAAACGUAGCAAAUUUGCUGGCAAUUCUACGUGAUCGCGUGGAAACCGUGGCGAAGAAGAAUCCACCCGAAGACAACAUGAUUCUUUAUCAGUUGAGGGAAAUGUUUGAAUAA
Messenger RNA from Ostertagia ostertagi, 3279 nucleotides. Lineage: Eukaryota; Metazoa; Nematoda; Chromadorea; Rhabditida; Trichostrongylidae. The record is from the annotation of a GenBank genome assembly.